Messenger RNA from Pichia membranifaciens NRRL Y-2026, 807 nucleotides. RefSeq lists its product as hypothetical. The coding region runs from base 1 to 807 and encodes 268 amino acids. Lineage: Eukaryota; Fungi; Ascomycota; Pichiomycetes; Pichiales; Pichiaceae. The transcript has a single exon. The record is from RefSeq and is a predicted model, not a curated record. Gene Ontology annotation, biological process: cytosolic ribosome assembly. Gene Ontology annotation, cellular component: mitochondrial matrix.
AUGUUUUCUAGACCCAUCGUCCAUACCGCCAGAUCGUCCUUGAGAUCUUCCCUGCUGGGUUCCCAGCAUGUCGCCGCCCUCAGACGUGUUGCUGCUGGUGCUGCUCCAAGAGCUGCUGCUGUCAAUGCCGGCAACCGGGCUAGCUUUUUUUCUACUUCGGUGAGCACGAAGAACGAGGCCAAAACACAAUUGCAUGAGGUCCUCUCCCAGGAGUUGAAGUUCGAAGAGAGCGACGCCUUCGGCUUGGACGAGUCCUUCAAAACAUACUUGAAUGAAAACAAUAUCGAAAUCGUGAAGACCGACGGCAAGGUUUUGGCCGAGCUUGUCAAAAAGACUCCUACUGAAAACAUCCACAUCUACUUCGAUAUUUUGCGGAUCUCCCAGACCUCGUACCAAUUGAAGCAGAUGCAGGAGCAGGUCGAGAACUCCGAGUAUCUGGAGGACGAGAUUGCAGACAUUGCCUUUGCCGACGUCAACGUCGUUAUUGUCAAGGACAAAAAGGCCACGGGUUUUGACUUGUCCUUGUCGUUGAUCGACUCCUCGUUCUCCGUCUCUGCCAUCACCAACUUUGAGGACGCCAAGCUCGCCUUGGACGAGUCUCCAGAGGCUUCUGCCGUCAGAGACUUGAAAUACUCCGGUCCGGAAUUUAACAACCUCGCCGAGGAGUUACAAGAAGCCAUCAACCAGUACUUGAAUUCCAGAGGAAUUGACAAUGCCUUGGCCGACUUCAUUCUUGCCUACUCUGGCGUAAAGGAGAACAACGAGUACCUCGACUGGUUAGACAGCUUGAAGAAGUUCACCGCUUAA